This is a messenger RNA of Phycodurus eques (leafy seadragon), 2153 nucleotides long. It is a transcript of the gene coq4, whose product is annotated as coenzyme Q4 homolog (S. cerevisiae). The record is from RefSeq and is a predicted model, not a curated record. Gene Ontology annotation, biological process: ubiquinone biosynthetic process. Gene Ontology annotation, cellular component: mitochondrion; mitochondrial inner membrane. NCBI's taxonomy places the organism in Eukaryota, Metazoa, Chordata, Actinopteri, Syngnathiformes, Syngnathidae. The transcript is spliced from 11 exons. The coding region runs from base 196 to 981 and encodes 261 amino acids.
GGGAUCAAGAUUGCCUAAACAACGAAUUUGCGUUUGAUUUUGCCACCAUAACAUCAAUUUGCAAAUAUAAUUGGGUGACCUUGUGGCUAUCAUGAUGCCUACAGUUAAACAAGGACAUUUUCAAAGUGCGACACCACUCACUGUACCUCUUUAAGAGGAACGAGGUGACUGCGCAUGUGCAUUGGCGUCUAAAUAAUGUUGCCGCGAGUGGCGAAACCGCUUCAACGGCUGGGUAACCGACACUCCGCAGUGUUAACGUACGCAUGUGUCAAUUGCAGGAGCAAGUUCACAGAUAGUCGUGACCAUGAAGAACUCUAUCCCGGUCACAUCCCCACCUCUCCGAUUCAGAAGGCCUUGCUGGCGGUGGGCUCGGGGGUCGCUGCACUGCAGGACCCCUACAGGCAUGACAUGGUUGCAGUACUCGGAGAGACGACGGGCCACCUGGCUUUGGUAAACCUCAGAGACCGCAUGAGAAACGACCCUGAGGGAUAUGUGAUUCUCACGGAGAGGCCAAGGAUCCGCCUGUCCACGCUCGAUUUGCAAAAGAUGGCCUCUUUACCCGAGGGAUCCUUUGGUCGGGAAUACCUCACGUUCCUGGAAGACAAUCAUGUGACGCCCGACUCAAGGGUCGACGUGAAGUUCGUGGACAACAAGGAGCUGGCCUACGUCAUGCAGAGAUACAGAGAGGUCCACGACCUGCUGCACACCUUGCUGGGAAUGCCCACAAACAUGCUUGGUGAAGUGGCCGUAAAAUGGUUCGAAGCUGCUCAGACCGGCCUCCCCAUGUGUGCCCUUGGAGCUCUGUUGGGGCCUCUUCGGCUCAAUGCCAGUCGUCUCCAGUCGCUGGUCACAUCUUUGGGCCCGUGGGCGGUGCGGAAUGGUCGGCAGGCCCGUUGCGUCUUCAGCGUGUUCUACGAGAGGCGAUGGGAGCAGAGCCUGGUGGACCUGAGAGGGGAACUCAACAUCCAACCGCCCCCAUAGAUGCCAGCAUAGCAUUCACAAACUUACACUUAUAAACACUUGAUGGAAUCAUGUGUUGAGAUUUUUUUGAGAUGGUAGCCCUGUCUCAUGCUAAUGAGCCAAUGGUCACCCUGCGCCAUAAAUUGCUGGGCCAAUGGUGAGUAUGACUCUUGUUACCGUGUUGACCGGUGGUGGAGCUGAUGGUAUUGACCAGACCAGCAAGCAGCUUCUCCCAGAGUGUGUAAAAAAGCAAUCACCCAUAAAGACAAUACAAGCGUUUUAAUUUGUAAAGGCACCACCACAUCAAAAACUUAACCAAGCAAUCACGUAUGUGUCGCUCAUCAGAAGGUAAAGUUAUUGGUCAUCGCUAUUCUGUACAUCCAACAAAACCCAGUGAAGCUCUGCUUACCUUUUAGCUUUGACGUGACAGGAGGGGUGUCACACCUGUGAUGGAUGUGAGUGUUUCCACAUGACAGUAAUCUGUUCAAAGUGGCUCCGGAUCUUCACCGAGCAUAGCUGAUAAUGUGGAGAAACUGAUGUGGCGGAACUACAUAGACCCAACUAUUGGUAUCCAAGCUAUUAAAAGGUACGAAUCUGUCGUAAACCGAGACCCUCGUAUCUAUGAAAGAAGCAGAUGGAGGAGGAGCCGACGACGAAGAACACUCACCCGGACUGCGGUGACUCUGUCGGCCAGGGGGGUCACGGUGUGUCCGUGGCAGGGGCCUACAAUGGCGCAGUGGGAGCAAAUCAGCUUCAACUCGGUCCCGCAGAACCAGUCCAGUUCGGACUCGUGCUCCACGCACGUCUCACUCUCCCCGGAGAAGAUCCCGGACUCGGUGUCGGAGGUGGUGGACAUGACAGCGGUCGCAGCAGGUGCCUUCGCCCCGCCGCCUGGCUUCUCCCCCGCGGCUGCGGCGGUGGCGGAGGUGUCCCCCACCAGCGCGGCGAAGAUGGGCUGCUCCUCCGCGGUGCUCAUCUCCUCGCUUUUUACCGUCGGGGAAGUUUCCACGCCGCCCUUCGGAGCGGUGAACUCGCUCAGCUCCUCGGUCAUCAUGGCAGCAGGUGCACCGGAGGGACGGAACUGAGUCUGCGCUGUAACACAGGUGUUACAGGUCAAGUCAUUCUUAAAGGAUUGAAUCAAUUGCAGCUGGACUGUUCUGCUUGCGGAACCAAUGCCCUGUCUUGAAUAACUC